Podospora anserina S mat+ is the source of this 1002-nucleotide messenger RNA. RefSeq lists its product as uncharacterized. Gene Ontology annotation, molecular function: protein dimerization activity. Lineage: Eukaryota; Fungi; Ascomycota; Sordariomycetes; Sordariales; Podosporaceae. The record is from RefSeq and is a predicted model, not a curated record. The transcript has 2 exons. Bases 1 to 1002 code for a protein of 333 amino acids.
AUGCCUCGAACGACAUUACCCCCGACUCCGGCUUCCUCAACCGACAUCAAAGGGAAGGAUGGAUCAAAGAUGGUGUCGCAUCAGAUGUCGUUUGAGCUGCCUCCUCCAGCUAUAGCUGCCAAACCGACAAACCCGGCAGCAUCUUCAUCCCAGACGGUAUUUCCAAUGCAAGCCAGCGAGACGGUCAAGUCAAGAAGGCGGACGGCUGCUGCUGCUGCUGCUAUUCAGCCUGCCCCAGCGAAGGAUGAGUUUGUCCUUCCGCCUCCCCCGACGAGGUCUCGCAAGAUCAUUCAGAUGAAGCCCAAGGAGGAGACGGCAGUGUCGACAACAUCGACGACAAGGACGGCUGCUGCUGCUGGCAGUUCCAAGUCCAACAAAGCAGCCGGCAGUGCUACUACCACGACUACCACCACAACAACCACAGCCGGAACCAAGAGAAAACAACCCUCCGCCACGAGCGCCGCAGGGAGGAAAAUCGCAAGAAAAACCGCCCACAGCCUCAUCGAACGUAGAAGAAGAUCAAAAAUGAAUGAGGAGUUUGCCGUUCUCAAAAGCUUGAUCCCAGCUUGCACUGGGGAGAUGCACAAGCUGGCUAUUCUACAGGCCUCAAUCGAAUACGUCCGCUACCUCGAAGACUGCGUCAGCCAGCUCAAAGCCCAGCGCAGCAACACAACAUCUGAAUCAGAAGCAAACGCGCCCACCCCGACCACUAACACCCUCCCCUCCCCGGUUUUCGCACCGUAUAUCCCGUCAAGUUCCUCCCCCGAAGACGUGGAAAUGUCAGGGCAAUCUCCCUCAUCAUCUACCUCGGCGGCUCCAUCACCGGCGUUUACGCCUACUGUGUCGCACCCUCACUCGAGGUUGCCGUCUAUUUCUCCUGCUUUGCUGCCGCUGGAUCAAUCCCGGAAUCGGCACGGGUCUGUUUCUUCUGUUUCUACGGGCACGGAUCAUUAUAGGUCUGGGUCUUUCUCGUUGGGGGGGGGAGGGGGUAGUAAAUUCUGA